GUGGCAGUCCUAGUAGUGCACCCUUUGCUUUCAGGCCAGCCAGAAAACUACAAACCCAUGGUAGCAGUGCUGGUCUCACGCCCAGUUGGAUCAGACGCUCUAUUACUGUGGUGUGGUCAAAAGGCUUUGGAAAAGUCCGGUGUUUAAGCGGGUAUUGUAGAUGGAGUGUCAGCUUCUUUGUAUAGGCAAUCAAGCAUACGGACCAGGGCAUGGGUGGCUGAUCUGUUCGGCCUGCUCCCAAAAUUGUCUAGGCUCUACGUUUGGUGACAUGUCUCUAAAUUCUCCGCUACUUUAGAGAGCUGUGGAGUUAAUGAUAGCCGUUUUUCUGUGUCUGAUGGGCCGGGUGAGAGUAGAGGUCUCAAGCGAGGAGAAUGCUCCUCCCAGACACGUCAAAUCCCAUGGUAAGGGGGAUGGGUACACCGGGGGACCAACGCAACCAAGCCGGGCUGCUCCCCGGAGAUUUACCACACCUACUCGGCUAUAAUGAUGCUGGUGGCCACGGCGGUCAGAGGAAGGAAAGUCACCCACCUGGGGAAGACCAUUCUAGCAGGUUUGGGACGUUCUAGGUGUGUGAUACAACCAUCGCCUAGAUAACACACACAGCCCAUGGUGUGGCCUGGUGGCAGGCAAAGCGGAGGCCAUCAUCGUCGUCGGUCCAAUGGAAACGCUUAAGGUGGGCAAAGCUCCUAGUUAGAUAUAAAACAUGACACAUUGUAACAACUGGCCAAGAUAAUAUACAUAGAACAUUAAUAUUUUAUCACAGCCAAAUCACUAUUCUGAACAUCCCUUCCCCCGUCUCCUCCAUCUCUCUAUCCCGGUCUUCUCAAGCUCUCUCCUCUCCAGCUUUCACCUCUCGUCCUUCUCGCUCUCGUCACUCCUCAUGCAUCUCUCUCUCCAGGUGAAGUUUAUUCAUGACCAGUGUUCUAUUAACCCUCGCUACAAAGGAUUCUUCCAUAAAAUCCGAGAGAUCAUCAAAAACUAGGGUGAGAGUGACGGACAAACAGACCUGUGAUCAUCAAUCAUGUACCGUACAUCAAGUCAUUUAGCAGACACUCCCAUUUGUUCCAGGGGUGUAUUCACCAAGAACCAAAACAGAACCAAACCGCAGCAAACUGAAUGAAACGGGGGGGACUUACCUAUGCAAUAAUUCUGUUCAUUGACUAUAGUUCAGCAUUCAACACCAUAGUACCCUGGGUUUGAACCCCACCCUGUGCAAUUAAGUCCUGGACUUCCUGACGGGCCGCCUCCAGGUGGUGAAGGUAGGAAAUAACACCUCCACUUCGCUCAUCCUCAACACUGGGGCCCCUCAAGGGUGCGUGCUCAGCCCCCUCCCGUACUCCCUGUUCACCCAUGACUCAAUCAUCAAGUUUGCAGACGACACAACAAUAGUAGUAGGCUUGAUUACCAACAACGACGAGACAGCCUACAGGGAGGUGGUGAGGUCUCGGAGUGUGGUGCCAGGAAAAUAACCUCUCACUCAACGUCAACAAAACAAAAAGGAGAUGAUCGUGGACUUCAGGAAACAGCAGAGUGUGCACCCCCUAUCUACAACGACGGGAUCGCAGUGGAGAAGGUGGAAAACUUCAAGUUCCUCGGCAUACACAUCAUGGACAAACUGAAAUGGUACACCCACACAGACAGUGUGGUGAAGAAGGCCUAAAACCCUGACAAAUUUUAGAUGCACAAUUGAGAGCAUCCUGUCGGGCUGUAUCACCACCUGGUACGGCUACUGCACCGCCCGCAACCGCAGAGCUCUCCAGAGGAUGGUGCAGUCUGCCCAAUGCAUCACUGGGGGCAAACUACCUGCCUUCCAGGACAACUACAGCACCCGAUGUCACAGAAAGGCCAAAAAGAUCAUCAAGGACAACAACCACCCGAGCCACUGCCUGUUCACCCUGCUAUCAUUCAGAAGGCAGUCAGUACAGGUGCAUCAAAGCUGGGACCAAGAGACUGAAAAACAGCUUCUAUCUCAAGGCCAUCAGACUGUUAAAUAGCCAUCACUAGCCCAGAGAGGCUUCUGCCUAAAUACAUUGCUCUUCCAUAUAUUUAUAUAUUCUUAAUUCCAUUCCUUAGUUGUGUUUAUUGGGUAUAUGUUGUGAAAUUGUUAGAUAUUACUACACUGUCAGCGCUAGAAACACAAGCAUUUCGCUACACCCGCAAUAACGGCUGCUAAACACAUGUAUGUGACCAAUAAGAUUUGACACACACACAGGGACAGAGCGAGCACUGUGUGUGUGUUUAGGAAUUUGUAGGAUUUUCCGGUGUGUGCGAUACAGAAGAGGCUUGAUAAUGCAAGCUAGCCACCUAACGUUAGCAAACCUAAUGCAUAGCUGGAGCCCUGAGCUGGAGACAAUGUAUUUGGAUAGUAACUAAUAGUUACACAAUAUUUAGCAGGCAAACAGUAGUUGUGAAUUUCAAGUGUAACUUGAUCAACUCUAGUGCUGCUCAACAGUGGAUCGUCAUGUUUGUUCUGUGUGCUUUUUGUAAAACAAUCAUACCAUGUGACUGGCUCAAUUGAAUUUAUGAAAAAAAAUAAUAAUAAUGAUAUACCACAGAAGCCUCACGUAGGGGUUGGAGGCCCACCGGUACAGCAGCACGAUGGACUGUGCCUUCCAGAUCCUCAAGAACGAAGGACCACAGUCAUGGACGACAUCGACGCUAUGUUCAGUGACUUGUUGGGGGAGAUGGAUCUCCUCACCCAGAGUCUUGGGGUUGAAACGCUGCCCCCAGAGCCACCUUCUAGCUCAAGCAGAGAAAUGAACUUCUCCAUGGGCUUCGCUGAUAUGAACGUCGAAUCCCUGAAUGAAUUGGAGGAAAAUGACUUGGACGCACUGAUGGCUGAUUUGAUGGCCGACCUCAAUGAUACAGAGGAGAAGCUGGCGGCGGAGCUAGGAGGGAAGAAAGAGGCUGAAGCGCCGCACCCGGACCUACCUCCCGCCCAGCAUGGGCUCAGCUUCUACCCAGUCCCCUCACUCUCCACCCCCACCUCGCCUGAGAGGGGCCCCAACACCUUUAGCGCCCCACUAGCUGACUCCCCCGCACCCAUUCACUCGCAACCUACGCUUCCACAGCAUGCUAAGCCCUCCAUGGAAGAAAUAGAGGCACAAAUGAAAGCAGACAAAAUCAAACUGGCAUUGGAGAAGCUGAAAGAGGCCAAAGUCAAAAAGCUGGUGGUGAAGGUAGUGAUGCAUGACGGUAGCUCCAAGACACUGAUGGUGGAUGAGAGACAGACAGUGAGGGAUGUUCUGGACAACCUGUUUGAGAAGACCCACUGUGACUGCAACGUGGACUGGAGCCUGUCAGAGACCAACCCCGAGCUGCAGCUUGAAAGGGGUUUUGAAGAUCACGAGAACCUAGUAGACCCACUGUCUGCAUGGACAAGAGACAGUGAAAACAAAGUUAUCUUCCAAGAGAGACCAGACAAAUAUGAAGUCUUCAAAAACCCUCAGAACUUUUAUCUGUGGAAGAAGGACAAGAAAACUAUCAAAGACAUGAAAGACAGAGACAAGGAGUUACUCGUGGAGGAGAACUUCUGUGGGACCUCCAUCAUCGUGCCUGACUUAGAGGGGGUGCUCUAUCUCAGGGAGGAUGGCAAGAAGUCGUGGAAACAGCGGCUCUUCCUGCUGCGGGCCUCUGGAAUUUAUUAUGUACCCAAAGGGAAGAGCAAGACAUCUCGUGACCUGGUGUGUUUCGUCCAGUUCGACAAUGUAAAUGUGUACUAUGGCAAAGAGUUCAAAAACAAAUACAAGGCUCCAACAGAUUUCUGUUUUGUUCUGAAGCACCCCCAGAUCCAGAAAGAGUCUCAGUAUAUUAAGUAUCUGUGCUGUGAUGACGCCUGGACCAUGAAUCUCUGGGUGACGGGGAUACGCAUCGCAAAGUAUGGGAAGUCUCUGUACGAAAACUACAAAACGUCGAUGAAGAAGGCUGCCGUCACCACUGCAUGGACCAACCGCACCGCCGCUACCGCAGCUACAACGUCCACUCCGUCAACACCUUCCCCUACCACGAAAGCCAAAGCUUCUGGUCAGGCCAAUGGACAUGCUCCCCAGCCCCCUGCAGAACCUGUGGCCAAGGUUGGCAAUGCACCGCCUCCACCACCACCCCUGUUACCUACACAGAUCCUACCCCCGCCACCCCCUGACCCAGUGCUGCCCCCACCACCACCGCCCCUGACUACCAAGAGAAGCCCACCAGCAACCUCUGUCUCACGACAACUGCCCACCCUGCCCACCAGCUUCCCUCCAUCACCGACAUCCAUGGCCAACCUCCCUCCACCACCUCCAUCUCUCUCUCAGGACGACAGCUCUGAGUCACCUCCAGACUUCCUCCCUCCCCCACCUCCAACUCUUGGAUUCGGUCCAGGUGCCGGCUCGUUACCCCCUCCACCUCCAGUCAGCUUACCACCACCACCACCACCGGACCCAGGCUUUCCUCUACCACCUCCACCACCUGAUCCUGCCUUCUGCCCUGUGACCAACAGGGGUUCCUUACCAGCGCCUCCGCCUCGCCAGUCCUAUAUAGGGGCUGGAGCACCCCCGCCUCCACCUCCGCCCCCACCUGCCUCGGCAGGGUUACAAUCGACCCCGUCUGUGAGGAGAACAGGCCCCCCUCCACCCAAGAGGACUACACCACCGCUAGCAGCGCCCGGGGGCGGGGACUUCAUGUCAGAACUAGCCAAGGCUAUGGCUAAGAAACGUGGCAAUCAGUAAACAGGGGAUUGGUGCACACACUCAACCCUUACAUUCUGGAAAAUCAACCACCGGUGACAGUAGUUGAAACAGACUUUUAAAGCAAAGAGUAUUACAGAUCUGAUUUAAGAACAGCAACUACUUUAUCUUUACUGAACUGUAAGUGAUAAAUUAGUUGGGAAGAUAUUUGUUUGUGAAUCAGAGUGGCUUUUACAUCAAAGAGAUUUAUUAGACUACUGUGUAAAGUGCAAGAUUGAAAAAUAUUCAUGUUAGUCACCAACUGAGGGGCAGAAGGAGGCUCAAGGUUAGAGAAGCCGGCCAGUAAGUGUUUUGCUGGUUCGAAUCCGUUGGCCGACAAGGAAAAUCUGGCGGGAGUCGGCAACCAGUUGGAGUUGAUCUUGACAAAGUUUGUUGCAGUUGAUCCAAUGACUUUAUGUACUGUACAUACUGUAACUAGUUCUGCAUUUCGGUGGAGGCUUAUGUUUAAAUAAUGUAUAAAUACAUAUUUCUCAAUAAGAUCAUUUUACUCCGAGAACAGACAUGUUUCCAAUCUUCUCUCGUCUGAAUAAAUAUAUUAUACAGUACUGCAAA
Messenger RNA from Salvelinus fontinalis (brook trout), 5279 nucleotides. It is a transcript of the gene apbb1ip, whose product is annotated as amyloid beta (A4) precursor protein-binding, family B, member 1 interacting protein. Gene Ontology annotation, cellular component: plasma membrane; cytosol. The coding region runs from base 2523 to 4709 and encodes 728 amino acids. NCBI's taxonomy places the organism in Eukaryota, Metazoa, Chordata, Actinopteri, Salmoniformes, Salmonidae. The record is from RefSeq and is a predicted model, not a curated record. Gene Ontology annotation, biological process: signal transduction. The transcript is spliced from 14 exons.